UAUGAUGUGAUCACACACACACACACACACACACACACACACACACACAUACACACACUGGGAGGCCCCUGAUGACACACACACACACACACUCUGUUGUCAGAAUGACACAGCUCUGAUCGGAGGGAGGUGAUCUCUGAAAUUGCUCAGUGAGCACCCCUAAUUUACCUGAUUUUUGUAUCGCUGUCAAUCACACCCAAUGGAAUCCAAUCAGAAAGCAAGCGGGGACGGACUGGCGGGGACGCAGAAGGAGGCGGCACUGCGGGCGCUCAUGCAGCGCACAGGAUACCAACUGCUGCAGGAGAACGGUCAGAGGCGGUACGGUGGCCCACCACCAAGCUGGGACGGGCCGCCGCCAGAGAGAGGCAGUGAGAUCUUUGUGGGGAAACUACCCAGAGAUUUGUUUGAAGAUGAACUGGUCCCACUGUGUGAGAAGUUCGGUAAGAUCUACGAGGUGAGGAUGAUGAUGGACUUUAACGGGAACAACAGAGGUUACGCCUUCGUCACUUUCAGCACCAAACUGGAGGCGAAAGCAGCCAUGAAGCAGCUCAACAACUAUGAGAUCAGAAAUGGCCGCCUGCUCGGAGUCUGUGCCAGUGUGGAUAACUGUCGUCUGUUUGUGGGCGGUAUUCCUAAAACUAAGAAGCGAGAGGAGAUCUUGUCUGAGAUGAGGAAGGUCACUGACGGGGUCAUGGACGUCAUCGUGUACCCCAGCGCCGCUGACAAAUCCAAAAACCGAGGCUUCGCCUUUGUCGAGUACGAAAGCCACAGAGCGGCCGCCAUGGCCCGUCGCAAACUUCUACCAGGUCGUAUUCAGCUGUGGGGUCAUGCAAUAGCCGUGGACUGGGCGGAGCCUGAGGUGGAGGUGGACGAGGAUACCAUGGCAACCGUCAAGAUACUGUACGUCAGGAACCUGAUGCUGCAGACCACGGAGGAGACCAUCGAAAAGGAGUUUAACAACAUCAGACCAGGCGCCGUGGAGCGAGUGAAGAAGAUCCGAGACUACGCCUUCGUCCAUUUCACUCAGAGAGAAGAUGCCAUCAACGCCAUGAACGCCCUCAAUGGAAAGUUGGUGGACGGCUCACCUAUCGAGGUGACUCUGGCCAAGCCGGUGGACAAAGACAGUUACGUCCGAUACACCAGAGGGACCGGGGGACGGGGAGGGUCUCUGCUGCAGACCGACUACGCUGCCUACACGCUGGGACAGGUAGGACCCCUGAAAGCACAUCAUACCGCGAACCACGACACCAUGCAAGUUCAGGUGUACGACCCCUCGGCGGCGUAUCUCGGUGCACCUGUCUUUUACGCCCCCCAGGCCUACGCUGCUUUACCGGGUCAGUUCCGCUUCCCGGCGGCGGCGGCGGCCAAAGCUCACGUAGGAGGUCGAGGCCUGAUGAGGACGCCAUCUGUCAGAGAAAUUUACAUGACUGUACCUGUAGGGGCUGCCGGGGUGCGGGGGCUGGGUGGGCGGGGCUACCUGGCCUACGCUUCCGGGGUCGGAGCGGUGGGUCGAGGUGGGAGCGGUGGCGCCUCCUACGGCCUGAAGGGGGACAAGCAGGCGGAGGAGAAGCUGUACGACCUGCUGCCCGGGAUGGAGCUGACCCCGAUGAACCCUGCUGCCAUGAGCCUGAAGGCCGCCGCCAUCAAACCUGCACCACAGGUUCUGGAGGAGUUGUGUCAGAAGAGUAACUGGGGUCAGCCCGUCUAUCAGCUGCACUCUGCCAUCGGCCCGGACCAGAGACAACUGUUCCUCUAUAAGAUCACCAUACCUGCUCUGGCGACUCAGUACCCCAACGUCCAUCCCUUCACCCCUGCUAAGCUGUGUGCGGCUGUCGAAGAAGCUAAAGUGCACGCCGCUGAGCACACGCUGCAGACGCUCGGCCUGCAGACAGAAAGCGCCGCGGACGCUACUGCUGCCGCUGUGGCCUCAGUAGCCUUCCAAGGAUACACUCUGGCGAGCCCGGCGUCGUCUGCAGUUGCCUCCCAGCUGAAGCAAGCCGUGUCUCUGGGUCAGGACCUGACAGCCUACACCACCUACGAAGGAUACCCCGCCUUCGCUGUGGCCACACGCCACUCUGAUGGGUACGGCGUUUUCUAGGACAGCCAACACAAAAAACCAGGAGGCACAUUCACACUAAACUGCUUAUUUCCGUUUAAAAGUGUUCAUUUUCUGAUUGGUAAAAAAAAGAAUGAGCCUGAUGACGAUGAAAGGUAGAAGUUAUUUCUUUAAAAGCAGAAACAGUUUAAUGUGAAUGCUCCUCCAUGCUGCUGGUUGCUCAGUGUCUGCAGGACGACUGAGGACUUAAAUUUCGUCACACAUAAAAAACUAAAAGCUGCCGGAAAAGGUCUUGGACACGUCAGUCGCCCCAAAAUAAAUUCCUGUCACGUUUUCCUCUCCUCGUA
This is a messenger RNA of Labrus mixtus (cuckoo wrasse), 2403 nucleotides long. It is a transcript of the gene a1cf, whose product is annotated as apobec1 complementation factor. The transcript has 13 exons. The record is from RefSeq and is a predicted model, not a curated record. Bases 200 to 2098 code for a protein of 632 amino acids. Gene Ontology annotation, cellular component: nucleus. Gene Ontology annotation, molecular function: mRNA binding. Lineage: Eukaryota; Metazoa; Chordata; Actinopteri; Labriformes; Labridae.